Messenger RNA from Gopherus flavomarginatus (Mexican gopher tortoise), 3761 nucleotides. RefSeq names its product SEC61 translocon subunit alpha 1 (gene SEC61A1). The transcript is spliced from 12 exons. The record is from RefSeq and is a predicted model, not a curated record. Gene Ontology annotation, cellular component: membrane; Sec61 translocon complex. Gene Ontology annotation, biological process: post-translational protein targeting to membrane, translocation; SRP-dependent cotranslational protein targeting to membrane, translocation. Lineage: Eukaryota; Metazoa; Chordata; Testudines; Testudinidae. Gene Ontology annotation, molecular function: transmembrane protein transporter activity; ribosome binding; signal sequence receptor activity. The coding region runs from base 201 to 1631 and encodes 476 amino acids.
CGGCGAUGGUUGCCGGGAAGUUGUAGUACUUGGGGGUGCGGAAAGUCUGCGGCGCCUGCGCGGAGGAGCUCGGCCGGCGACCCCGUGCGUGGCAGGAAGCGGAAGGGGGCCGGAGGGCUCGAGCACUGACGUGUCUCUCGGAGUGAGCAGGCGUCUCCGCCCGGCCUCGGCUCCCUCGUUGGACAGCACAAGCGGCCGAGAUGGGGAUUAAAUUUCUUGAAGUAAUCAAGCCCUUCUGUGUUAUCUUGCCUGAAAUUCAAAAGCCAGAAAGGAAGAUUCAAUUUAAGGAAAAAGUGCUAUGGACAGCUAUCACACUUUUCAUCUUCUUAGUAUGCUGCCAGAUUCCCCUGUUUGGUAUCAUGUCAUCGGACUCAGCAGAUCCUUUCUACUGGAUGAGAGUGAUUCUGGCUUCAAAUAGGGGAACAUUGAUGGAGCUGGGUAUUUCACCCAUUGUCACUUCUGGGCUCAUCAUGCAGCUCUUGGCUGGUGCCAAGAUAAUUGAGGUUGGGGACACUCCAAAAGACAGAGCUCUCUUCAAUGGGGCGCAGAAAUUGUUUGGCAUGAUUAUUACAAUUGGUCAGUCUAUCGUCUAUGUAAUGACGGGGAUGUACGGAGACCCAUCUGAGAUGGGUGCUGGUAUCUGUUUGCUUAUCACAAUUCAGCUUUUUGUAGCUGGACUGAUAGUUCUACUAUUGGAUGAGCUUCUACAGAAAGGGUAUGGUCUUGGUUCUGGCAUCUCUCUCUUCAUUGCUACCAACAUCUGUGAGACUAUUGUAUGGAAGGCAUUCAGCCCCACCACUGUGAACACAGGCCGAGGAAUGGAGUUUGAAGGAGCCAUUAUUGCUCUGUUCCAUCUGCUGGCUACUCGUACAGACAAAGUCAGAGCUCUCCGAGAGGCCUUCUACCGCCAGAACCUUCCUAACCUCAUGAACCUGAUUGCCACCAUUUUUGUCUUUGCUGUUGUCAUAUACUUCCAGGGCUUCAGAGUGGACCUCCCCAUCAAAUCUGCCCGCUACCGUGGCCAGUACAACACUUACCCGAUCAAGCUAUUCUAUACUUCCAAUAUACCCAUCAUUCUUCAGUCUGCCUUGGUAUCUAAUCUGUAUGUGAUCUCCCAGAUGUUGUCUGCUCGCUUCAGUGGCAACUUGUUGGUCAGCCUGCUGGGCACCUGGUCUGAUACUUCAUCCGGAGGCCCUGCUCGCUCUUAUCCAGUCGGUGGACUUUGCUAUUAUCUGUCACCCCCUGAGUCCUUUGGUUCGGUGUUAGAAGACCCUGUCCAUGCAGUUGUUUAUAUUGUGUUUAUGUUGGGCUCCUGUGCUUUCUUCUCCAAGACAUGGAUUGAAGUUUCUGGCUCCUCUGCCAAAGAUGUUGCCAAACAACUAAAAGAGCAACAGAUGGUAAUGAGGGGUCACAGAGAAACCUCCAUGGUCCACGAACUAAACAGGUACAUUCCCACAGCUGCUGCAUUUGGUGGUCUCUGCAUUGGUGCUCUCUCUGUCCUGGCAGACUUCCUUGGGGCAAUUGGGUCUGGAACUGGAAUCUUGCUAGCUGUUACUAUCAUUUACCAGUACUUUGAAAUUUUUGUAAAGGAACAGAGUGAAGUUGGGAGCAUGGGAGCUCUUCUUUUCUAAACCCAGCUUCUCAUGGACCUGGGGAAGGGGAAGGCGUGUUCUUGAAUCAUCCAGUCAGGUGAACAGAAAUAAAACAAACUCGGGCACAUCAUGCUAUAGGAACAUGUAUUUUAAUAAUGUUUCCAAAGUGCAUUUCCUUGUGUUCACUUUUUAGCAUAUUGUUUGUGUUUUAUAAAUGUUGGAAAAUGUGCAAAAACAUUUUUAAAGAAAAUGGAUUAUUUUUAAUUGUAGGAAAACCAACUUCCUGAAUUGGAUUUAGUUUGACAGUUCUUUAAUUUUUCAUCCCCUUGCAGGAAUGAUAGAUCUGAAGCCUUUAUAGGUUUCAAUAAGUAGACAUGUGGGGAGGGCUAUGUAUUGGAAGGGAUGUUUUUUCCAUAUAUUUUGUGUUUGCAACUCCUCUGCAGUGGAUUAGGUGAGAGAAAUCUCUCCGUCUGAUGCCGGAGUUCAUUAAUUAUGGUUGUAAGCACAUACAAUGUUUAAUGUGUUCAGUUUUGUAUAUUUUUUUGGAAUAUGGCAUAUUUGGUGAGGCAUUUUCAGUGUAUUUUUACAAAGGUGUCUCUACUUACAGAUGUCCUGUAAAUCAAGCUAGGUCUUGUCAAAUGCUGACUGUUGGAUUGAGACUGUUGCCUAGUUUCUGUAGAGGUUAGAAAUGCUUUCCCUUCGAUAAGCUGAAAACUCAGGUCAGUCUGUUUCUCCAGGGGGAAGCAAUUAGUGUGCCGAAGAGUUGUAACCUUAAAACUUGAUAAUGUGGAGAAGCCUUGUAAAUGUUCUAACUACUAUUGACCACAGUCAUUUUUAGCUCUGGCACUGAAACUAGUUGGGAAUUGCAUGUCACAACUUUUUAGAGACAAAUCUUCUUUUGAUAAACCCAGACUUCUCUCAUUUAAAAAUAAGUAAUAGUCUAGCAGCAAUGAGGAUAUCAUCAUCUGACUGCUUGUUUCUAGUGAAUUGUGUAGGGUUCAUUGCUACAGAAUGCCACAACUGUAAUUUACAUAUCUGUUGCAAAGUACCUAAUUUAUGGUCCUGGACAGGAGAUUAGUUUGAUAACUUUGUCACUGCCCAUGUAGAAAGUAUCCUUUUGCCAUCUCUGAAAUACGCUUAAAAAUAUACCCUUGCUGACUUGAGUAGCAUGUAGUGGAAACCCUUGCCUGGACACCUACUCCUAUCAAAAUGGAGAAGUCACCUUAAAAGGCUUAAAGGAAACUGAAGAAAAAAAAAUCCUCAACUUCUAAUUUUAAUGUAGGUUGGUCUUAGGCACAUUAAAUAUUGACAGAUGCAAACAUUUUGUGUACAAAAGAAACUGGCAAGUAAAGUUUCUUCCUCAAACAGUAUUGGUCAACCUGGGAAUCAGAAUGGGAAGUGGUAGUGUUGGAGUGUUUCUCUGUACUGCACAAAUAUAACUGUAUUUUCUGCUGUUACUCUGAAAAUGUAAAAGAUGGUUUGUGCUUCAAUGAAUGACAGAAUCAUUUCUAUCACAUAUUCCUGACAAAGUAGAGACAGGGGCAGAACUCAUGUUGUAUUUGCCACCAAGCUCUCCCAAAUGUGAGAAUUUUGCAGGCUCUGUGUGCUAUGUACCUAUCAAUAGAAACUUAAACACUUAAAAUGGGACAAGGACCUGAAGUGGGAAAAGGGCAAAAGUAAUGGAAUAAAGUAGCCAUGAAUAAAUAAAAUGUAUAAAAGUCCACUUGUUAACUUCACACAACAUUUGUUCUGUUUUUUUAUCCAGGGUCUGUUUUGAAAUAGCAGCAUGUGACAACAGUUUUUUAUACAAAAUCUGAGAUAGUUCAGAGGUGACUUUUGAUGGGAGUGUCUUUCAGGAAGACCAGUCAAGGACCUCACUUCUGGGCACACAGUUCUGGCUGGCCUGGAACUGUAUUUGCGUUUUCAGUUAGAACUUAUUUCUUUGAACUGGCUGCAGUUUAGACCAGCAGUUCUUGAGUUCCUGAUGAAUAGCACUUGUUCUGUGCAUCUGUAUAUUGUUGCCUAGUGGUGGAACUUUAUACAUCUUCAAGCAGAUAUGUCCUGAAGGCAGGAUCUGAUGAUCGUACAGUGGACAUUUAGAAUAAAAACAAAGAGCUAAUGCCUAACCAGUCUGCUUUAUAAUUAAAUAAAGUACAUCUUUGGAACUAA